Dipodomys ordii (Ord's kangaroo rat) is the source of this 2957-nucleotide messenger RNA. It is a transcript of the gene Ndst3, whose product is annotated as N-deacetylase/N-sulfotransferase (heparan glucosaminyl) 3. Lineage: Eukaryota; Metazoa; Chordata; Mammalia; Rodentia; Heteromyidae. The transcript has 13 exons. Gene Ontology annotation, cellular component: Golgi apparatus. The coding region runs from base 76 to 2790 and encodes 904 amino acids. The record is from RefSeq and is a predicted model, not a curated record. Gene Ontology annotation, molecular function: heparan sulfate N-sulfotransferase activity; deacetylase activity.
UUCUAUUUUUCAGGCUCUAUUUCCUGUGAGUCCUGAUGCAGCCAUACAGAUGUGCUGCAAUGGUGACAUGAACUCAUGCCUGAGCCUGGGAGAGUCACGGAGACGGCCAUCUUCGCUGUGACUUCUUGGGGUGCUCCCGGUGGGAUAAUCAAAGAAGGGAAACCCAGCAUGAGCUUUGUCAUGAAGCUGCACAGGCACUUUCAAAGGACAGUCCUGCUGCUUGCCACCUUUUGCAUGGUGAGCAUUAUUAUUUCUGCUUACUACCUGUACAGCGGCUACAAACAGGACAGUGAGCUCUCUGAGGUGGCUUCAGAAGUAGACUGUGGCGAUCUCCAGCACCUUACAGAUAGGCUGAUGAGUGUGAAGACCUCAAAGCUUCUAGAUGCCUCGAAGACAGAGCCCGUAGUCCUGGUCUUUGUGGAGAGCCAGUACUCAUCUCUCGGUCAAGACAUUAUCAUGAUCCUAGAGUCUACCAGAUUCCAAUAUCACAUUGAAAUUGCUCCUGGAAAAGGAGAUCUCCCAGCACUUACGGACAAAGCAAAAGGCAAAUAUAUUCUCAUUAUCUAUGAGAAUAUCUUAAAGUAUAUGCACAUGGACUCUUGGAAUCGAAGCCUUUUAGAUAAAUACUGUCUGGAAUAUGGUGUGGGUGUCAUCGGAUUCCAAAAGUCUACUGAGAAGGGACUACAGAGUUUUCAAUGGAAAGGUUUCCCCCUUUCCAUCUACGGAAAUCUUGCAGUCAAAGAUUGCUGUGUUAAUCCUCAUUCUCCAUUGCUUCGUGUGACCAAAUCAUCCAAGCUUGACAAAAGUUCUUUACCUGGAACCGACUGGACAGUUUUUCAGAUUAAUCACUCAGCCUACCAACCAGUUAUAUUUGCCAAAGUAAAGACCCCAGAAAACCUUCCUCCUCCCAUCUCUAAAGGUGCUUUCUAUGCGACCGUCAUUCAGGACCUGGGCCUCCAUGAUGGAAUUCAGAGGGUUCUUUUUGGCAACAACUUGAACUUCUGGCUGCACAAGUUGAUAUUCAUCGACGCAAUCUCCUUCCUGUCAGGCAAGAGGCUGGCCUUGUCCUUGGACAGGUACAUCCUGGUGGACAUUGAUGACAUAUUUGUGGGGAAGGAGGGGACGAGGAUGAACACCAAUGAUGUGAAGGCUCUGCUUGAUACUCAAAAUCUUUUGCGAGCACAAAUCACAAAUUUCACAUUCAAUCUGGGAUUUUCAGGGAAGUUUUACCAUACAGGGACACAGGAGGAAGAUGAAGGUGACGACUGUCUGCUGGGGUCGGUGGACGAGUUCUGGUGGUUCCCACACAUGUGGAGCCACAUGCAGCCCCACCUCUUCCACAACGAGUCCUCUUUGGUGGAGCAGAUGAUUCUCAACAAAAAGUUUGCCUUAGAACACGGCAUUCCCACUGACAUGGGCUAUGCAGUGGCCCCCCACCACUCAGGCGUCUACCCUGUGCACGUUCAGCUUUACGAGGCCUGGAAGAAGGUCUGGAAUAUUAAAAUCACCAGCACAGAAGAAUACCCACACCUGAAACCAGCCAGAUACCGGAGGGGCUUCAUCCACAAAAACAUCAUGGUUCUUCCAAGACAGACCUGUGGACUUUUCACUCACACCAUUUUCUACAAAGAAUACCCAGGGGGUCCAAGGGAGCUGGACAAGAGCAUCCAAGGAGGUGAACUUUUCUUCACUGUGGUACUCAACCCAAUCAGUAUUUUCAUGACCCAUUUGUCCAACUAUGGGAAUGACCGGCUGGGAUUAUAUACCUUUGUUAACCUGGCCAACUUCGUGCAGACCUGGACCAACCUGCGCCUUCAGACUCUGCCUCCAGUACAACUAGCUCGAAAGUAUUUUGAGCUCUUCCCUGAUCAGAAAGACCCUCUCUGGCAGAAUCCUUGUGAUGACAAACGUCACCGAGACAUUUGGUCUAAAGAGAAAACCUGUGAUCGCUUACCAAAAUUUUUGGUAAUAGGACCCCAGAAAACUGGUACCACUGCUUUGUAUUUGUUCCUGGUUAUGCAUCCUUCCAUCCUUAGUAACUCCCCCAGCCCAAAAACCUUUGAGGAGGUACAGUUCUUUAAUAGAAAUAACUACCACAGGGGGAUUGAUUGGUACAUGGAUUUCUUCCCAGUUCCAUCCAAUGUCACCACUGACUUUCUGUUCGAGAAGAGUGCCAAUUAUUUCCACUCAGAGGAAGCUCCUAAAAGAGCUGCUUCUUUGGUCCCCAAAGCCAAGAUCAUAACUAUUCUCAUUGACCCAUCAGACAGAGCAUACUCCUGGUACCAGCACCAGCGAUCACACGAGGACCCUGCGGCUCUCAAGUUUAGCUUCUACCAAGUCAUUACUGCUGGGCCCCGGGCACCGCUGGAACUCAGAAUCCUACAGAAGAGAUGCUUGGUCCCGGGGUGGUAUGCCAGCCACAUCGAGAGAUGGCUUGUUUAUUUCCCCCCAUUCCAGUUGCUAAUUAUCGAUGGGCAGCAGCUAAGAACAGACCCCGCCACAGUGAUGGAUGAAGUGCAGAAGUUUCUAGGAGUCGCUCCUCAUUAUAAUUACUCAGAAGCUUUAACAUUUGAUUCUCACAAAGGUUUCUGGUGUCAGCUACUGGAAGAAGGUAAAACAAAAUGUCUUGGAAAGAGUAAAGGAAGAAAAUACCCUCCAAUGGAUUCUGAUAGCAGAGCAUUUCUAUCAAGCUACUACCGCGACCACAACAUAGAGCUCUCAAAGCUGCUGCACAAACUGGGCCAGCCUCUACCAUCCUGGCUGAGACAGGAGCUGCAGAAAGUGAGAUAGCACUGAGCAAAAGAAAAAAAACUUCCGGAGAAACCACCCUCCAUGAUAGAACAGAUACCUUUUCCAAAGCUUCCAGAAGCUAUCAAAAGGCUGUCAAAAUAUAAUAUAUACCUCUUCAAAUAAGAAAAAUAAGAGUUCCUUCCAUGUGCUGGCAUGUGGAUAAUUAG